CACUUCCAGCCAUUUGAUUAACAGACAAGAUGCAACUGUGGCUUUUAUCUGUACUGGGAGUGUCAAUUCUUUCCACCAGCAACGCCCUAGAGUGCUAUGUUUGUAAAAAUCAAGAGGGCAAUAUUGAAAAAUGUCUAAACACAAUUAAAACCUGCGAGCAAGGAGAGGACACUUGUCUGUCAGAAAUCAAAUGGGGCAGUACACCAUAUUGGAAUCAAGGUGCUAAAAAGCAAUUUUAUAUCUCGAAAAGAUGUUCGACUAAAAGAGAAUGCGAAAGAAUCCGACGUACUAAUAUGCCAGAUUGUUCGCACAUUUGGUAUCAAGAUUGGCAAUGCUCCGAAUGUUGCCAAGGAGAUAGAUGCAAUUACUAUAUUAUUGUAAAUAUGCUAUAAUUUAAUAACAAAUAAGAAUAAUAAGCAAAA
Messenger RNA from Ceratosolen solmsi marchali, 422 nucleotides. RefSeq names its product phospholipase A2 inhibitor and Ly6/PLAUR domain-containing protein. The record is from RefSeq and is a predicted model, not a curated record. NCBI's taxonomy places the organism in Eukaryota, Metazoa, Arthropoda, Insecta, Hymenoptera, Agaonidae. Bases 30 to 392 code for a protein of 120 amino acids. The transcript is spliced from 3 exons.